Molecule: messenger RNA, 2573 nt
Organism: Trifolium pratense (red clover)
Lineage: Eukaryota; Viridiplantae; Streptophyta; Magnoliopsida; Fabales; Fabaceae
Product: BRAP2 RING ZnF UBP domain-containing protein 1
Exons: 11
Coding region: 69-1505 (478 amino acids)
Biological process (GO): Ras protein signal transduction; protein ubiquitination
Cellular component (GO): cytoplasm
Molecular function (GO): zinc ion binding; ubiquitin protein ligase activity
Source: RefSeq, a predicted model, not a curated record
CCUUCUAUUCUCUCACUUUCACAAUUUAGACACAAACUCUUCAUUUUCUCCGAUCUAAACGUGUCGCGAUGUUCUUUCUCCGAGUUCACUCGGUCGACGCCGAGAAUCCUCUCGAUACCGAACUCAUCUUCUCCGCUCCACAAUCCCAAAACCCUAAAUUCACCGAACGAAGAGGCGUUCUCCAUCUCUUCCGAAGAGUUUCACAGUCAUCUCUUCCAAACUCCAAUUCUCGUUCCUCUCUUCUUUUCAUCGUCGCUGUUCCCAAUUACCUUUCCUUCGAUGAUUUCAUUCGAUUCUGUGGUCCACACCACCUCGAUCAUCUUCAUCACCUUGUCUUCAUCAGGAAUGAUGGGAUGGAAGAUAGAUAUAGCGUGUUGAUUAGGUUUGAUGAUCAGCUUGCUGCUGAUGCAUUUAAUAGCAAUUUCAAUGGCAAGAAAUUUUCUCCCGGUGAAGCAGAGAUAUGUCAUAUUUUGUUUUUGCUUUCCGUGGAGUACUCGGAAUGUGAAGAAGUUGCUGGGACUCCUCUGGCUAGUUGUACAGAAAUACCAACUUGUCCAGUUUGCCUGGAGAGACUGGACCCUGAUACUAGUGGAAUACUUACGACACUUUGUGACCAUUCAUUUCAAUGCCCUUGUGUCUCAAAGUGGACAUAUUUGUCUUGCCAGGUCUGCCGAUUCUGUCAACAACAGGACGAGAAGCCAGCCUGUUUUGUAUGUGGAACAUUAGAUGAUGUCUGGGUUUGUAUGAUUUGUGGAUUUGUUGGAUGUGGAAGAUAUAAAGAAGGACAUGCUAUUCGACAUUGGAAAGAUACUCAGCAUUGCUAUUCUCUUGAUUUUAGAACACAACAAAUUUGGGAUUACGUGGGUGACAAUUAUGUCCAUCGACUGAAUCAGGACCAAUCUAAAAUUGAUGGCAAGUCAGAGGAGAUGCAUUUUCGCUGUAUGUCACUGGAAGGGGAUUGUGGCACAUGUGAAUGCCGUGAAGAUUUAGAAGUUAAUGGGGCCUUUUUUAACAGUAAAGUUGAAGCGAUUGUGGAUGAAUACAACCGGCUUCUUACAUCUCAGUUGGAGACUCAGAGACAGCAUUAUGAAUCCUUACUAAUAGAGGCAAGAAGUAAAGCAGAAAGCUCCAUAUCUGAAGCAGUGGAGAAAGCUGCAACUUCUGGAAUGCUGGAUAUCCAAAAUGAACUAGAAAGGUGUACUGAAGAAAGAAAUACAGUUGCUGAGGUUAAUAGGAAGCUCAUAAAAAAUUCAGAAAUGUGGCGAAAGAACCUUAAAGAAGCUGAAGAGAGGGAAGCUGCAUCAGUGAAGUCGAUGAAUGAGAGGGUACUUGAUUUGGAGGAACAGAUAAGAGAUAUCACGAUUUUUCUUGAAGCCCAAAAAACAAUUGAUAAGAUGUCAGAUUCAAAUGGAAUAAAGGAGGGAACAGUCUUACCAGUUGCUCAUGAGCAACCUUCUCCUGGCAACAGCAAGAGAAACAGAAAGUCUGGUCGAAGGAGGCAUUAGUUGUAACCUAGCGUAGAACACUAUUCAAAUUUUCAGAGGGAAAGCACUGAUAAACUUUGCUAAAAGUCCAAAUACAUGUUCGAAAUUAUGAUGGUAACCUACUUAGCUGCUACAGAAAAAAUAGCCCGCCUUGCAUUUCAGCUCCCAUUGCAACUUGCAUUGUAUGGGAGGGACUAUAUAAUCCCCGUAUAGGAUAAACAAUGUAAGUAAUCCCCGUAUAUGAUUGAUUAAGGACCCCAUAUCAACACACACACACAUCCACACACAAGGCUUUCAAUUAAGCAUUCAAUUAUGAUUUUUGUUAAUUGUUUUUAUGUAGGUUGCAUUUCCAGAUUUGGAUACCCUUAAAUUGAGCUCUCUCAAUUUGAAUAAAAUUUGGAAUGACAAUCAUCAUUCUAUGUGCAACUUAACUAGCUUGAUUGUGGAGAGUUGCGGUGGAUUGAAGUACUUAUUCUCGUCUACUAUGGUUGGAAGUUUUAAGAACCUUAAACACCUUGAAAUAAGUAAUUGUCCUUUGACGGAGGAGAUAAUAGCCAAAGAAGAGAGAAACAAUGAAAUAGAAGAGGCAUGAUAAUAGCCAAUAUCAUUAUACAUAAUUAUUUAAAUACAAGUUUAAAAUUAAUUGAAUGUUCCCAAUGGUAGAAUUAACAUGUCUCUUCUAUUUCAUUGUUUCUCUCUUCUUUGGCUAUUAUCUACUCCGUCAAAGGACAAUUACUUAUUUCAAGGUGUUUAAGGUUCUUAAAACUUCCAACCAUAGUAGACGAGAAUAAGUACUUCAAUCCACCACAACUCUCCACAAUCAAGCUAGUUAAGUUGCACAUAGAAUGAUGAUUGUCAUUCCAAAUUUUAUUCAAAUUGAGAGAGCUCAAUUUAAGGGUAUACAAAUCUGGAAAUGCAACCUACAUAAAAACAAAUUAACAAAAAUCAUAAUUGAAUGCUUAAUUGAAAGCCUUGUGUGUGUUGAUAUGGGUUCUCUGAUGUGUCUAACCGGAUAUUAGUUACCACUAAAUGUCAUUAGAAACUUUCUAAUAUAUCGAAAAGAAAAAUAAAUAAAUUGUCAUUUAUGUA